Cyphellophora attinorum is the source of this 1509-nucleotide messenger RNA. RefSeq lists its product as uncharacterized. NCBI's taxonomy places the organism in Eukaryota, Fungi, Ascomycota, Eurotiomycetes, Chaetothyriales, Cyphellophoraceae. The transcript has 2 exons. The record is from RefSeq and is a predicted model, not a curated record. Bases 1 to 1509 code for a protein of 502 amino acids.
AUGCUCAAGAAAUACCUGACACUCGGGCUGCCGCUCUUGGCAGCCCACCUCGUGGCCUGCCAUGACGACGACUAUGCCAGCACUGUUACAAACACUGGAACAAUGACCGUCACUUCGGUCGUCUCAGACCCCGGGAGCUCUCCUGCACCAAGUUCACUGGAUCUUACGGCCAUCGCCAGCGCAUUACUCAAGAUUCAUUCCAUCGCUCAACAGGCAGCUGUCUCGGUCAGCUCGGUCUCUCUGAGUUCGAUCCCUGCCACCACGGGCCAGAGUACGCAGAGUCCUGCUGCAGGAUCAGCUUCUUCCCUCGGCGCUACGGGACAGAACACCCAGACAGCUGUUACAUCUCCUGUCGCCACUGGACAGAAUACCCAGACAGCUGUUACAUCUCCCGUAGCCACUGGGCAGAACACUCAACCCGCGGCUAGCGGAGGUGCACCGUCAUCCGGCAGCUCUGGCGUUUCCCAGCCCGCACCAUCGGCCUCUAGUGGAGGCGCUCCUCCAGCCUCUGCAGCGACGGGCGCUGCCACUGCUGCCACUUCCGGAUGCAAGACCUACACCAUGAAGGUAGGCGACACUGGCUACGCUAUUGCGAAAGCACACGGUCUCUCGGACGUUUCCCAAAUCACUGCCCUGAACCCAGGCAUCAUAUAUGAAAAGAUUCCAGUCGGCAAGGUCCUCGUCCUCCCUCCCACUGCCACAGGAUCUGAUCUCGGAAGCGCGCCUGAUUGCAAAGCUCCUGCCGGAGGUGCAGCUGCCGCAGGAGGUUCUGCUUCUUCGGGCGGUGCCCCAUCUGCCUCCUCGCCUGCUUCUUCUGGAGGCGCUCCUCCUCCUUCAUCACCCGCAGCCUCUGGAUCUCAGACCUCGGCACCCAAAUCAACAGGAUCAGCAGGCCAAAACGUCGUGCCAGUGGCAUCGUCACCGAGCGGUACCGCUUCGGCACCUACCGGCGAGCACACACUCGGUGCCCCACCCUCAGGCGUCGAGCCUGCGACAACAGAUUGCGCUGGUGCCAAAUUCGCUGACGAAUGCACGACCGCCAAAGACGCUGCCCCUUUCAUCGUGAAGGCUUUCGCAGAUUACACCAUCACGACCCCAGAGGAACAGGCAGCUCUCCUGUCCAUCAUGAUCUUCGAAUCCGGAAAGUUCAUGUACAAACGCAACCAUUUCCCUGGAACGCCAGGACAGGGGACUACCAACAUGAUGUCACCCACCUAUGUUAAGGAGUAUGCCGCCAGCUUCCCCGAGCUCAGUGACGGACUUGCCAAGGCAGCUGGUGAUGUGUCGAAGAUCCUGGAUCUGGUCGUGGACAACAAGUACUCUUUCGGGAGUGCCAGUUGGUUCUACACGAAGAAGUGCACUGAUGCUGACAAGAAGGGUGUCAAGCUUGGCACGACGGCUGGCUAUACGUCGUACUUGAAGGACUGUGUUGGUGUGGAUGCCGCGCCAGAGAGGCUGGCUGGGUAUGACUUGGCCAGGAAGGCGCUGGGUGUGCCCAUUGCACCCUAG